GUGCUUGCGAUCGGUGCUACGUGUAAUGUUCACAUGUAACAUCCGGAUACGAGGUUGAAUGCGUAGGCGUGUUUAUACAUUCUCCGAUGUGUUUUUUCUUCUCCCAUGGUAAAAAUGACGAAUCGAGGUGGUAGUUGUUAUUCAUAUUAAGACUGCCCGCGCUGUUAAAGGAUCUUGAUUCGAUUCGUCUAUAGUGGAGGAGAGUUGGGGGUUAUUUCGGGUGCAGAAUGGAAGGCGGGAAGCCAGGUGGAGACAUGGUGAAGCCGCCGAUUAAUCCGCAGCAAGCCUCGCCAGGAUACAGGGCGGAAGGGGCGCCUGAAGCAACAGGCGGCCCGCCGAUAGCAGGCGGGUAUCCCCCGGCCGGCCCGGGCGGGUAUCAGUCGCAGCCGGGGAGUUACCCUCCUCAGGGUUACCCAGCACAACAGGGAUAUCCACCUCCUGGACAGUCCGGCUACCCGCCCCAGCAUCAGGGCUACCCCGCCCACCAGCAGCCGCCCACCGUGGUGACGGUCCAACAGCAGCCGGCGACCACGCAGGUGGUAAUGACCGGGGGUUGUCCCACCUGCCACGUGGGCGUCAUGACGGACAGCUACACGGCCUGCGGCAUCAUCCUGGCCAUCUGCUUCUUUCCUCUCGGCAUCAUCUGCUGCCUCAUGAUGAAGGAGCGCACGUGUAGCAACUGCGGGGCCACUUUCGGUUAGAUGGUGCUCUCUUCAUUCUAAAGCACUCGGGAUCACUGGCCGAUCCAGAGACCAUGCCCUCAAAAGGAGCCACGUCAGAGAAAGAAAAAAUGUCUACCGUAUUUAAUUUCCCUUUUAACCAAAAGCGUGUAAAAAGCCUCAAAAUGUAGUCUCAACCCCCAGAAAAGCAAUCACAGUUUACAUUUUAAAAAUUGCAAUAGAGGGACUGCACAUUAUGUUUUUGUAAAAGAAUAAUUACUGACUACCAGCUGAAAGGAGUUUAUAUUUCUUGCCGCCCCUUAAAAAAGAUGGGCUCUGGGUCCGCCUGUACCCGACAGCUGGCAACGUUGCCUCGUACUUAGCCAGAGAGCAAGAUUAGGAUUUCAACUCACGUCUGCACUUUUGAAAAAAAUGCACGUGAAUCGAGAGCCGAAUAACAGGAUGAAAGUGACGUGCAGUUUGUAUGGAACUCCACGUCAACACGAGUUCAGAAUCAAAACUUUUCUCCUCAAAGUACAUGUAGUUUUAAAUGUAGCCUUAUAUAAGUAUCAUUACCUCGUACACGUAUCCGUGCUGCUAGUCGAUCAUUCAGCUUAGAAGUAUGAAUUAGCAAAUAAUUGGAAGAAACGGUGAGGAGGAGGGCUUGCAACUUCUCUUCAGCAGCAAGGAAGGUUUGUAGCGUAGCGAAAUAUUUACACAGAAAAGGAUAAAGCCGGGAAUAAAAUCUGGCGUGCCCGAAUUACGUGGCUAAGGUUACGAAUGACACAUGCAUCUAUGGUAGCCACGGCCCAACGGCUGCAGCCAUUUGACAUAAUAAAACGGACAUUUCGGUCGUAGCCACGUAAUUCGGACACGGCUGAAUUUUACAUUCAUGUGACGCGUAUACAGAAACGACUGAGAGAUAAUUUUGAAGAUUUUGAGAUCUCUUGAAAGUGUCUUAACAUUUAUCUCAGAAUGGAUUUCGAUAUUUCAAGUAAAUUCAAACAUAUCUUGAAAUCGUUCAGAGAUAUCUUGAAAUGGAAUUUGAAGUAUCUCACAAAAAUCACACAAAGUGUCUGAACUCUUCAAUUGUUUUACAAAUAUAUUGUAGAAAUUGAUAAUAUCUUUAAAGAAUAUUGGAUACCUUUCAAUAAUUUCAGGCUACUGUUUUCAAGUAUAUUAGUGCCACCUGUGCAAACCAAGAAAAUUCAGUUUCGGCCGAGGUUGAAGCUCGACCCUGGCACCGGUACGCCAUAAUAAGGAUGCAUAUUGCACCUUGUAUAUCUGUGAUAUUUUUGCAAAAGACAUUUUAUGUUUCAAAGGUGUACUUGCGUCAGGGAGAUACUUCAGUUUUAAUUGAAAAUUGAUAUCUGCGGUGCCUCUGAUACAUCUGAACAGUCGACCCCGGCAAGCUCGGUGGUCGAGUGGUCAAACCGUCUGCACUAAUAAACAGAAGGUCAUGGGUUCGAGUCCCACUUGAAUAUACUUGUGAAUUCUUUUCACAAGCUCUCAGACAAACACCCAGCUCAAAGUAAUGGCAAAAACCCAUUAUUACAAAUUGACGUUUCAAUAAAAGUGCUCUAUGUGAAAUGCAUGAAUUAUGAGCGUAUAUUUAUACAACCCGUAGAACUAUAGUUGAAUAUUUGAUGUUUGAUGAUUUUGGGUACUGAAUAAUGUAGUAUUCAAACUUGAGUCGAAAAAUAUAUGGUAUAUGCAUGUAAGUCGAAUGCAUUGUUCGUCAGUGUCUGUACAACCACAAAUUAAACCCUGUAGUCAGUAGAAUUAUCAUUGUGUCCCGUGGACUAUAAACGAAAUUUAACUUUUCUUUCAUGGCUAAAUACUUUUAAUAAUUUCGGCUUCAUUUUUUUCUCGGAAUUUGACCAGCUUUCAUUUUUGUAAGCAAAAGAUGGUGCCAAAUCGAAAUGAACAAGUGACCACGUACGUAAACACUGUUGUAAGUAAACUGCAUAGCCGUUGAGGCCUUUGAACUAAUUUGACUACAGAUGUAAGAAUAAAUGGAUAGCAUUUUCGAUACAGAUUCAUAAUUUAAUUUAACAGAGUGGAUGGCUUUUCCACAUUGCAAUUCUCGAAUAAAAGCGUUUAUUAGCACGAAACCUUGAACCCUAAAAAGAGGGGAUUUUUUUUAUAAUCUUACUGCAGGGAGCUGAGAAACAAAAAGCCUUAAAUGUAAUUGUCACGAAUUUGCUGUUUUUUAAAAAUAAGUCUAAUAUGCUUUGCAAUUGCACAACCAAGUUAUCUUAUUGACUGGCCAAAGCAAGUAUACUGAUCUAAACGAGAAAAGCAAGCGAACUUGUUCAGCAUGUGGGGUUUUUUUUUCCAUAGGCAAUUACUCUUUUUCAACCAUGCGUGUUGAUGUAAACAUCCGGGACGCUGUAUAAAAUUCCAUGGUAUGCUUUCUUCGUUACGCUGAAUGAUAUUCACAACUGAGAUGUUUGUUUGGUCUUUAACAAGAUAGUGUAUCAGAGACGUAGAUCCCGGGGAUGAGCAGUACACAUCCCCCUACUUUUUGACCAAGGGGAUGGACAGUUGGAUCCCCCCCACACACACAUUUUCGUGGUUACACAAAAAGUGGAUUUUCGAAGUAAUUUUUUCAAACAACCAAAAUGAUUUCAAUAAUACCAAAUAUGGAAGAAAAAGUACAAAAGCUGUAAAUACGCCAUUUUUAUGUAAGGUCAAGGGGUCCAAGUGUGUAGAAGUAUUAUGAACAACGCCCCCUAGUGUCGUAUGGUGUCCAGCCCCCCCCCAUUCGAAUUUCCACGGCGCAGGGCAAUGAUUCGACUGAAGUUAUCCCCCAUUUCCCCAGUCCCCUGCACAGAUUUACGCCACUGGACUGUAAAUUGUAUAGCAGUGCAUUUAUAUUUCUGAUCGUAGAUUCGUGGAUCAGAAUGUUGACUCGAUUUGUUCAAAGUGUCCGCCACCAUAUUUUUGUGAAUCGAAAAACAUAAGAACACGAGGUUGUCACUAGUUGGCUGAAUUUUUUACACAGGACAUAAUCUUCAAUAAUGGUACUCACCCAAAGAUUGGUGUGAUAUAAUGUAGCAAAAGAUGUGAAAUGGUUUACCGCAAGAGCUGCUAAAACAUCCAAACUCGUAGAGCUAUUUUGUAGUCGCCACAAAUUACAGGUGCAGAAUUCCAAUUACAUGUAUACAGUAUCUCUGCCAUAAUGACGUAUUUGAUAUGUUACACCUACUCUCUGUGUUCUAUGUAGAAUUUGUUGUAGUAGGCUUAUGAUUAAGAGUCAUAAGGUUUGUACGUCACCAGAUUAAUAGGAAGAUAUUAAUUUAACAUCUGUUAUACGUCCACCGUUCCUUGGCUGUUCAAAAAUUACGUUUGAAGUGUUACAGUGAAUGUGCAUGGUUUAAUUCUCUCAAGUGCUUUGUUAUUUGAAUAUCGGAAUUCGCCCUUAGGAAAAUUACAUCUCAUUUCCCUGCUACAUUGUAUCUCACACACGCAAUGCAACUAUAUUUAAAUUAGUAAAUCGGCGUUUAAUGUUGCGUAUACAUUAAUUUUCUGAUUGCAUUCACGCUUGCCAAGGAUUUAAACAAAUAAAUUGUAUUCAAGUUAACUCUGGAUUGAUUAAUUUUGAA
Acanthaster planci (crown-of-thorns starfish) is the source of this 4267-nucleotide messenger RNA. RefSeq lists its product as uncharacterized. The record is from RefSeq and is a predicted model, not a curated record. Lineage: Eukaryota; Metazoa; Echinodermata; Asteroidea; Valvatida; Acanthasteridae.